CCCACGCCUCGCGUCCCGGACAUUGAUCCAUCGCCCGCCAUGUCUCCGCCCGUCGACGUCCUCCUCAUCGGCCUCGGCGCUAUCGGCACCGUCUACUCGUACCUCCUCGAGCGCAGCGGGCGCGCGCGCGUCACCGCCGUCGCGCGCUCAAACUACGACCUGUACACGUCGUCGGGCGUGCGUCUCGAGACAGGCCGCUUCGGCAUCGUCCCCGGAUACCGCCCGUCGCGGGUCUGCAAGUCGCAGGCGGAAGCCUUGGACCGCGAGUACGCGCUCUGCGUUGUGUGCACCAAGAGCCUGCCGGACGUGCUCCCGACCACGGACCUGCUGGCGGACGCGCUGCGCAGCGGCAAGGUCGGCGCGUACGUGCUCAUUCAGAACGGGUUGGAUGUCGAGGUCGAGCUCGCGCGCGCGACGCGCACGCCCGUCGUGUCGUGCGUCGCGUGGAUCAGCGUCAUGGCAUCCUCCGACGGCGCCGUCGUCAAGUGGGCCGGGGUGGAGAAGCUUGGUGCGGGGGUAUAUCGCGAGGACGGGGAGAGGCCGGAUGCGGGCGAGCAGAAAGCACUAGAGCUUUGGCUUGAGCUCGUCAAGGCUGGAGGGGGUAAUACGGUCGUGGCGGAGGAUAUCCGCAGCACGCGGUACGCCAAGAAUGUCUGGACGUGCACUCAGGCCGGCGUGCAGAGCCUCGUGCGCACCUACCAGACAUGUUUCCGGCCAUUGGGGGAUGAACACCACGUGCAGAUCAAGAAGUUUUACCGCGAGGUUGUUGAGCUUGGGUUCAAGACCGGGCUGCUGUACGAGGGCAUGGUCGUGCAGCCGUCCGGGCAGGCGGUGGGGAGCAUCGACGACAUCGUGAAGAUGGACUUUGACCGGGUAAGAUCAGCUUUCGUCGUCAACGGCUCCGCGCACAAGUGGUCGAUGCUACUCGACGUGGAGAAUGGGCGGCCAUUCGAAGUCGAGGUCGUCGUGGGCGCCGUCGUGCGUCUCGCGCACAAGCACGGCUUUGACGCACCCCGCACAGAGUUCAUGUACACCCUUCUGAAGGGGCUGCAGCAGUCGAUCCUCGAGGCGCGCGAGCGCGCUCUCACGUAG
Cutaneotrichosporon oleaginosum is the source of this 1092-nucleotide messenger RNA. The record is from RefSeq and is a predicted model, not a curated record. Lineage: Eukaryota; Fungi; Basidiomycota; Tremellomycetes; Trichosporonales; Trichosporonaceae.